Cylicocyclus nassatus is the source of this 3563-nucleotide messenger RNA. The record is from the annotation of a GenBank genome assembly. NCBI's taxonomy places the organism in Eukaryota, Metazoa, Nematoda, Chromadorea, Rhabditida, Strongylidae.
CGGUCCCCGCAGUUGCCGAACGAUUGCGUGUUGUUCCCCAGCAAGCGGUUUUACCGUCUCGUCAGGGCACCGCACGUUGGUCCCGCGACGAUGUACAGUAAUCGAUUGCAUGAAAACGCCGCCGAUCGACGAAUAGCGAGCUGUUCUGCCGUGCUUCUUUCUUCAAUGUGCUAUCGGUGGAUCCAGUGACGCUUGCAAACUCUUUCGAUAAGAUUUCUAUGGAUAUCAAAACUGAGAUUCCCGACACGGAUGACGAUUACUUGAAGCAGCAAACGUCUCUCGAGAGCUCAGUUGAAUCCAAAUCGGAGGCUGGAAAUGGUGCCGUGCGAACAUACAUUAUCAGACCUCUUGAUGCUUCUAGAGCCGCUUUAAAGAGAUCUAUUCAAGACCGUGAUGGCUCCUUGACUGUGAAGUCUGAAUGUAUAGAUGUGGAAAGUGGAAGGAUUUUGAGUGAGUCGCCGCAAACUCGCAACGUCGUUCGCACAGCAAGCAUUUCAGAAGGCGGGGUGAAGUUUUGGCGGACAGCUAGUGGCAAACUGUUGAGAUUGGAUCCAGCAAGUCCGCAUCCCCUCAUUGUUCGCGAUUCCAUAGGCGAAUUGGCUUCAUCUAAACCUAGACUUGUCAGACUGGCAAAUGGCAGAUUGGCAAGAAUUACGAAAAAGAGAAUACCCGCAUCUUUAUUACAUCAACGUACUGCGUCGGUGGCAAAUUCGAAUCAGUUUCAUGCGAGUAUUCAGCGCUUUCCUGUUCCCUCUGCAACGGCUAGCGUGGCUGUAUCAGACGCCAUCGAUGCCUCUUCAUUGAUGGGAAAUGGCGCGGAAAGUACGGAGCUGUUCGAAGUGCAAAAGAAAGAACCUUCUCCGGCUAUCAAGGCCGAACCAGUAGAUGAAAAGGAGUUAGAAGAGCAACAGGAGCAAUCUUCAUUGCCUCCUCCAACUUCGGAGGCACUGAAUACAUUGCGAACACCAUCUCUCGCGGCAGCCUUAUGUGACGUGAAUACAGCUCCAACCAAUGUGAGCGACUUGGUGAAAAUUGUUGAUGAGCCGCUGUUCAAUCCCACGCGAUAUAACAACAAUUCGUCAUCGGAUCACUGUAAUGUAUGCAAGAAGGUACUUCCUGGAAUGAAAAGGCAUUUGAUUACUGUCGAAGCACGUCUCACAUGUCUUGUAGAUGCUGUUCAGAAUUUAAUCGUACAGAUGAAUCCGGCUAAUUCCAUCAGUGAGAGCAGGAAGACUACACAAGAGAGACCAUCAGCAAAGUUGACAAUUCCUCGUCCGAAGCCUGAUAACCAGUCAGGACCACCGACGCAGGCUCGCAAACUUCUCGUACCCAUCAGGAUAAGCAGUGAAGAAUCUACUGCUCACGUCGUGCACAAGCCUAGGCAAAAGUCUUCGGUUUUUUAUUUGAAUGUUUGCCUGUUGGAAAGUACAGUUGGCGAAGAGAAUCACACUGAGAGACGAGUUUAUUACUAUAACAAGAUCACAAAAGAGUCAUCAUGGAAUAAGCCCGAUGAGCUGAAAACUCCACAGGAGCAUUUUCUUUUUCUAUACACAAGUCAGAUUUUUCAUUUUUACCAUUACAAAAUGAAAAGCCGCGCAUACUACUACAACACCGUCACAAAGGAGACUACUUGGACAAGACCCGAAUGUCUAAACACACCCGCCUCCACUACUGAAGCAUCGAAGCCUGCUGCCACUGCUGCAGCUGCGGAGGAAUUGAAGAAGGAGACAAAGGAAGAGCCCAAGGAAGAAAGCGAAAUGGAAAAGGCCAUGAAGGCUACACUUGCAUCGAUGACUGUGCCUUUGCCAACAGAAAGUCAUACAGCCACUCCUGAACAGGCGGUGGAAGCUGCUGCAGAUGAUAAUGAGCAGGAUUUAAAAAAGCGACAAGCUGAGCGCUUCCGCGACCUGUUAAGAGACAAGUAUAAUGAAGGCAAAAUCACUUCUACGUGUAAUUGGGAGCAUGCUGUUAAGCACAUCCAGAGCGACCCGCGUUUCCGCAUCCUCACCAAGGUGUCAGAAAAGAAGCAAUUGUUCAACGCAUGGAAGGUACAAAGGCAAAAGGAGGAAAGGGACGAGAAACGUCUUGCAAUAAAGAAAGCUAAGGAGAAUCUGGAAAAAUGGUUGCAAGACCAUCCUAAAAUGAAGCCUGGUCUGAAAUAUAUGAGAGCGCGAGAGAUAUUCAGCAAGGAGGCGGUCUGGCAAGCAGUGCAUGAGGAUGAUAGACAGGAUAUCUUCCGUGAAGCUUUGGCAUAUGUAACGAAGAGAGAUGCGGACAUGAACCGAGAAACUAGAAAACGCAAUAUCAAAGCGUUAGCGGAAAUAUUGGAAAGCAUGGAUCAGAUCACAUACAAAACAACUUGGGCACAAGCUCAGCGACUGCUUAUAGAAAAUCCACAGUUUGCUGAUGAUACCACUCUACAGAGUAUGGAUAAAGAGGACGCUCUAAUUGUUUUUGAAGAACAUAUCAGACAAGCUGAGAAGGAGCAUGCUGAGAUCAAAGAAGCAGAGGAGCGUAGAAUAAAAAGGCAAGAGCGCAAAGUUCGUGAAGAUUUUACGAAGUUCCUUCAAGAGCUGCAUAAGAAAGGUGAACUGACUUCAAUGUCUCUCUGGUCAUCACUGUAUCCUGCUAUCUCUUCUGAUCCAAGAUUUGAUGCAAUGCUUACGCAAGAUGGCUCAACACCUCUUGACUUAUUCAAAUUCUAUGUAGAAGAUCUGAAAGAGCAGUAUGGACAAGAUCGACGAGUUAUCAAAGAUAUAUUGAAUGAUCAAAAGAAGGUCGUUCAGGUCGAUACAACUUAUGAGGAAUUCUCGAAAUGGGUUACUUCGGCUGAGAAAGGACUUCUAGUAGAUCAUGGGAACAUGAAGUUGUGCUACAAUUCCCUUGUUGAGAAGGCGGAGUCAAAAGAAAGAGAAGCGGAAAGAGAGGAAGCUAGAAAGAAGAGGCGUCAAGAAAGCGAGUUCCGUCACCUUCUUAGGGCACAGCAGCCAGCUGUCGAUGCCACCACUGAAUGGUCAGCCGUACGUGGCAAGAUAGAGAAGGAAAAGGCUUUCAUGAUUAUUGAGUCGGAAGAGCUUCGCAUCAAAUACUUCGAGGAGUACAAAAAGUCCCUCAGCGAGGCUUGCACUCAUCAUCACUCGUUGUCCAAGAAAAAGAAGAAAGACAAGAAGAAGAAAGGAAAGAAAAGCGAUAAGGAGUCAGACAGUGAAAGCGAGCCGAAGGAAAAGAAAAAGCGAAAGAAGCAUUCAAAAGAGGAAAGAGAUAGUGACGAUGAGAAAGCACGUCGUAAAUCUCACAAACGUAAGCGAUCGCGAUCACGUUCGAGCUCACGGAGUGGAGACGAAAAGAAACGAAGGGAAGCUUCCGAUUCUGACUGAGGUGGACUAUCUCCAUGUUAUUUAUCACAUUUUUUCCAAAUAAAUAGUCUUGAUUGUAUGUGGGCAUUAGAUCUCGUUAAAGUUGGCUACAACAUAUUCAUUCGUGUUUUUUACUGUAAGUGUUGUUGCAGUGAUUUAUCGUGCUUUGUACGUGAAAUAAAUCUGGUCUUAUAAUGGUUGUCAGGA